AGCUUCCAUCUCCAGAAGUCAGUCCCAGUGCCUCCCUGGUUUCUCUUGUGCCAGAGGAAGGGGCCUUGUCAAGCCCUGCCCCCUUUGCUUCACAUCCUUGAAUUUUUGGCUGUCCUAGUUCACCUCCGGCCUACACUAAAAACGAUGGAUCAUGAAAAACAGGCCAGUUUCUCUCAAAUGCCCAAGUCAAUGUUCAACUAUCCAUGGCUGGAAUAUCGAAACAGGAACAAAAAAUUCAAAAGAGCCAUGGCUCCUGUUCACCUGCCCUUGUCCUGUUACAAGUUGCCAAAGGAGGCAUUUCCCCCAAGUCCAGAGUGCUGGAGGGUUCAUCCAAGCAGGCCAAAAUCAACCCCUGUCUUCUAUACUAAGAAGCCUGAACUCUUCAUACAUUGGCGCACCCUGUAUGAUCAACGCAAGGAACGGGAAUCACAGAAGGUGUUUUGGAAAAGGAGAACGCUCCCAAGGUACUUCAAAGACAGUGCCCAAAUACAAAACCUCCAUGUCUCUAUCAGCAACUUGACUUUAAAACCUAAGUUGGGACCCAGGUUGUUAGAUCCCACCAAGGACCCUCUGAAGUUGCAAAGAAUAAAGGAACUCACAAACAGCCUGAAAUCUCCAAGAGAGGAUGAACAGUGCUAUGCAGCCUAUGCUUUAGGCCAUCUGGGCAUCAAUAGCAAGUUUGUCAUAGAAGCGCUGUGGCAGGUGGCUCAAACUGGUUCAGCAAAAGUGAAGGAUGAGGCCUAUAGAGCCCUGGCUAUCCUAGGCUGCUUGAAUAAGUCUGUGAUCCGGGCUCUCAUCAAACAGUUGAAGAAACAAAAUCAGAGUCAAAGGAUAGAGACCCUGAUGGGGCUACGAGUAGCUCUGAACUCCUGGGCUGCUGUGCGGAAUAGCAAGAGACCUGAAGUUGGAAACGAGGAAGAGCUGGUGUCUGUGCUGCAGAAGCUGACAGACAAGUCAUUGAACGAAGUGUCUUUAGAGGCAGCCCUGUGCUUAGGUUUCCUGAGGCCUAGCAACAGCAUGGUACAAGAGUUCUUGCUGCAAUUUCUGUGCCAAGGGCCUAUGUCUCAGAGGAUGAAGGCACUUAGGAUGCUGGUCAAGAUGAUGAAUGUUCACUCAGCUGCGGUCACCAGGGCCAUUCUGGAACAACUACACUCUGAUGUCCUUAACGAUCGCUUUGAAGCUACCCAGAUGCUCAAGACCAUUGGGCUGGAAAAGAUCCAGGCACAGGGGCUGGAGGAACUCACAUUUGACCUGCUCAAGAGGAAGAUACACAAUGACCCCUUCCUAGCAAUGAGGCAGGCUGUGUCUGAAACAGCAGAAGUUCUCAAGAUGAAGCCUUUAAUAAUGAAGCUGAUGGAGGCGCAACUGAUGAGUCCAGAUGCCAGUGACCGCCAGGAAGCAAUCAUCUCUUUAGGUGCCCUGGGGAUCCGUAACCAACAGGUAUUCCACUUGCUGCUGGACAUGCUAGAUGCAGAAGAGACCCAGGCUGUGAAGAAGAGUAUACAAGAAACAUUACUUGUUUGGGCCUCAAGCAACCCCUGGGUACAAAAAAAGCUGCAGAACAAGGUUUUCUUUGUGUAUGACGUACCUAAAACUGUGAAGGUAGAGCCUACAAGGUUCAGGAAGGAGCCUGAGGACCUAGAUGACUUAUGUAUCAAAGACUUUCGACGUGCUAAGCUGAGCCCCUUGUUCAUCACAAAGUCCUGCAACAAGCAAGGCGAAAAGCAAGAGGCACCUGCUUUCUCAUUCUAUUUCUCCAAACCAAGAAAGCAAAGACCACAGGUCACAGGGCCUUGGGAGCCAAAAAUCAGGGAACAACUCCGCAACUUGGUGAGGCCUCAAAAUAGGUUUAAUAUUUGGGCCUAAUUCCUACUCUCUCCUUCAGGAUGGCUUCCUCAUAACUUUCGUUUGUUCUUUCAUGAGUAAAUACUUGUCAUUUUACCUA
Mesocricetus auratus (golden hamster) is the source of this 1945-nucleotide messenger RNA. RefSeq names its product HEAT repeat containing 9 (gene Heatr9). The record is from RefSeq and is a predicted model, not a curated record. NCBI's taxonomy places the organism in Eukaryota, Metazoa, Chordata, Mammalia, Rodentia, Cricetidae. The transcript is spliced from 15 exons. Bases 145 to 1866 code for a protein of 573 amino acids.